AUUUCAUUUGUGCACAGGCAAUCAUUUGCUAACUCAUAAUCCAAGCCCUUCGGAACCCCCUCUGACGGCGUGAUCACUAUGUCAAAACGGUCUUUCGAUGAAUUUUCAACAGUUCCUUCAGGUUCUCGGUAUUCAUUGAUAUUGCAGCAUGCAGACCACCUGCUAAAAGCAGCUCAGUCUCUCAAGCAGGACCUGGAGCGAUUGGGAAAGUACAGCACUUCGCCUUCACAUGAGAAAAUCUUCUCAACUCUCAAGCAACAUAAUAAUGAGAUACACCUUGCGACGCAAGCAUUAUCUCAUGAUGAGACUUCCAGUGUGAGCACAGCAUCAGAGAGCACUCACAAGGUCCAGAAAAUAGACAAGCAACAAGACUCUUCCAAUGAACACCCGCAGUCGGGAUUUUUGAUUCCUAAUCCUACAGUACUCACAAAAUGGACGUCUCAAGAUAUUUGCGAUGCAGAUUCGCAGCCGCCGCUGCCCCCUGCACUGGACCCUGUUCUCGAAAAGGCAGCACGUACGCAUGCCGGCGUAGCGAGAGGCAUCGGGGAGAUGGAUUAUGAGCGGCUUGAGUGGAUUGGGGAUGCAUAUCUGUAUUUGAUCUCAUCCGCAUUCAUAUAUCAGACAUUUCCCAAUCUUGCCGCUGGGCGAUGCUCGCAACUUCGCGAACGACUUGUAAAGAACGAGACGUUGUCCGAUUUCACCGUACGAUACAACCUCGACAAGCGAGCUAGGUUGCCCACUGAAUACCAGCCUGGCGGCAGGCCAUCCCAGACAGGCGCUGGCACGUCGGCAUCAAAAAAGGAACGGAAGAAGAUUCUUGGCGACCUCCUGGAAGCCUACAUGGCCGCGGCCAUCCUAGGUGAUGUUGGCGGCCUCUCGCGCGUCACUACAUGGCUAAAGCAAGUUUGGGCCACUACACUUCAGCGAGAGAUACGUGACGAACACAAGAAAUCUGCUGUUGAGGGCUAUUCUAACGCUGUCGGAGGAGAGGGCCAGUUUAGUGGUGGUAGUUCAGCGCAACCUCUUCCACCGAAAGUAGUCUUGAACAAAGCCAUUGGAACGAAGACGGUAAAGAUCACUUAUCAAGAUGAGGGCCAACCGAAGAAGGACAAGAAUACAGGCUUACCAUGGUUCACCGUGGCGGCUUAUUACAAUGGCUUGGGCGAAACAAAUCUCAGGCUUGGGCACGGAAGCGGCCUCUCAAAAAAGGAUGCAGGCGAAAAAGCAGCACUUCAGGCUUUGGAGAACAAGAAGUUGAUCAAGCGACUGCAAAAGCUGAAGGAUGACAUGAAUGCCACGCUUGCCAACACUGAAAAGCCCUUGGAUAAGUAAAAGAGAGCAAUAUCUGCCUCAGAUCAUUAAUGUCCCGUCUGUGCCCGAUCAAAGGACUACUGAGCACAUAUAUGAGCACAUCAAUUUCUCAUUGGUAUUGUUGCUCAUAGGCCUCUCGGUACUUUCUGCCAUAGAUGCAGUACUGUAAAGGGGGCACAACCAGUCGGACCAGGCACUUAGAGUAGCGGUCCUUACCACUUGAGUUGACCUCUGCCCCAGGAAUCCGCAUCCCCAAAUGUACGUUACAUUUAUAAUCGAUUAGUAACAAAAUAAUAUGUAUAUAAGCCAGGUCAGCGGACGCAUGGUAGAAUUAGGCCUCAUUAGUAAAAGGUGAGGAAAGCAGCCCCUUUGAUUCAACCGCACAGCUUCUUCGUACUUAGGUACUUACCUAUUCACAUACUUUACAUACCUACCAUUCCAUACUAUACCUAACAUAACUCCGCCCA
Molecule: messenger RNA, 1778 nt
Organism: Xylaria bambusicola
Lineage: Eukaryota; Fungi; Ascomycota; Sordariomycetes; Xylariales; Xylariaceae
Product: ribonuclease III domain-containing protein
Exons: 2
Coding region: 79-1332 (417 amino acids)
Biological process (GO): regulation of gene expression; rRNA processing; primary miRNA processing
Cellular component (GO): nucleus
Molecular function (GO): ribonuclease III activity; double-stranded RNA binding
Source: RefSeq, a predicted model, not a curated record